AUGGGCAAGUCAUCUAAAGACAAGCGCGAUGCUUACUACCGUCUCGCCAAGGAACAAAAUUGGCGCGCCCGUUCCGCCUUCAAACUUAUCCAGAUCGACGAGAGAUUCGACCUAUUCGAGCACGAGAACCCGGACAAUGUGACGAGAGUCGUGGAUUUGUGCGCUGCACCUGGCAGCUGGAGUCAAGUACUCAGCCGUGUGUUGAUCAAGGGCGAGAGCUUCGGCCGUCGGGCAUGGCUCGAGAAAAAGCGCAAAGAACAAGAAGGGUUGGACGCAGAAACAACAGCCGAUGAAGAUAAAAUGGACUACACUCAGCCUUGCCCAAGCGCCGAACUAAAGCCUCGGAAGAAUGUCAAGAUCGUCUCCAUCGACUUGCAACCUAUGGCGCCACUCGAAGGCAUUACGACCCUGAAAGCCGACAUCACACACCCCUCCACGAUUCCUCUUCUCUUGCGUGCUCUGGACCCCGAAGCAUACGAACAAUCCUCCAACCCCUCCGACACUCAAUCGCCAGUCACAGAAGCUAUCAGACAACCCCAUCCCGUCGAUCUGGUUAUUUCCGAUGGUGCUCCCGAUGUAACAGGCCUCCACGAUCUAGAUAUCUACAUUCAAUCACAACUUCUCUACGCCGCACUAAACCUCGCCAUGGGCGUUCUCCGACCUGGUGGCAAGUUCGUUGCCAAAAUCUUCCGCGGGCGCGAUGUGGACCUUCUCUACGCGCAGCUGCGGACUGUCUUCGAGCGCGUGAGCGUCGCGAAGCCGCGCAGUAGUCGCGCUAGUAGCUUGGAAGCUUUCGUGGUCUGCGAAGGUUUCAUUCCUCCCGUCAGUGACAGCGGAGUGGUCGGCAUGGCCGCAUUGAAGAAUCCCCUCUUCGGCGGUGCCGCUGCCCCGGUUGCUGUAUCGCAAGAUGGCAAUGUUGGUGUCGAGGUGCGCGAGCAAAUCGAUCAGGACAUGCAAGUCCGGGAUACCGUAGUCCAGCCUGUUGCCGAUAACACUGCUGCGCCAAAUCAUACUACCGAAGUCCGUCAUCUUCAGACCACAACCUCAUCAGAAGAUCAGCCCCGACCUCAGAAACUUUCCAACAAGUUUUCCGUUGAGAACCGGUGGAUCCCUUCUUUCAUUGCAUGUGGUGACCUUUCCGCUUGGGAUUCCGAUGCAUCAUACACUCUGCCUCCAGACUAUGUUAAUUUGGAUCCUGUCCAGCCACCCACUGCACCCCCGUAUCGUCGGGCUUUGGAGUUGAGGAAGGAGAAGGGCGGUGCAUAUGGAAAAACCAAGUAUGGUCUGCCCAGUCAAGUUUGA
Penicillium paradoxum is the source of this 1302-nucleotide messenger RNA. RefSeq names its product tRNA methyltransferase TRM7. Gene Ontology annotation, molecular function: tRNA methyltransferase activity. NCBI's taxonomy places the organism in Eukaryota, Fungi, Ascomycota, Eurotiomycetes, Eurotiales, Aspergillaceae. The coding region runs from base 1 to 1302 and encodes 433 amino acids. The transcript has a single exon. Gene Ontology annotation, cellular component: cytoplasm. The record is from RefSeq and is a predicted model, not a curated record. Gene Ontology annotation, biological process: tRNA methylation; cytoplasmic translation.